Penicillium samsonianum is the source of this 2310-nucleotide messenger RNA. RefSeq lists its product as uncharacterized. NCBI's taxonomy places the organism in Eukaryota, Fungi, Ascomycota, Eurotiomycetes, Eurotiales, Aspergillaceae. The transcript has a single exon. Bases 1 to 2310 code for a protein of 769 amino acids. The record is from RefSeq and is a predicted model, not a curated record.
AUGGGAUCCAAAAAAUACGACAUCACAGUGUUGGGUAGAGAUUGCAUCGACCUGGUUAUGCUCGAAAACGGAAAAAAAGGCAACCUUCAAGGCCUUGAGGCAGGCUCGAGGCUUUUGUGCAAAUUCCUAAAAGAUAAGGGCCGAAACUGCCAGAUCAUGGUCACCAGCGACACCCCAACGAUUGAGUUUUUGGCUAUUGAUAGCAACGCGGUCCACAGUCAACACUCUAUUGAUACAAUCAAUGCUCCACCCACUAUUAAUAUCGAUAUUUCGCCAAUCAAAUCGGAAGACGAAGUUCCGGCAAACGCUAAAGUAUCGAACUCGGUGCUAGUUAUUGACGACCCCGGAGGAGACUUGCUAUCUGGAAAGCCAGAAGCGACGCUGCCAUGCCUGGGAGAAUUCACUCCCCCCGUUAUCUUCUACCAAACAAAGUCCCUAAAAAACGUAUUCGAGGAAGAAAGUGCAAAGCCUACUCUCAUCAAGAGCAUCGACAAUGAUUAUUUGCAAAAAUUCGUCGUUAUUAUCGACGUUGACGUCCUACGGGAUAUUGGGACACCAAUCAACAGACAUUUAUCCUGGGAGAAAGCGGCUGCUGAUACAGUGAAGAAAUUCAAGCCGAAUGAAAUAAUCCACACUCAGAAGUCGGCGAAAAUUGUGUGGGUCAUUCGUUUCGGCUGUGUGGGUGCGAUUGUCUUGCAGACGAAUUCAGAUCAAUCAAAAAAUCAGUCAGAAAAUCAUCUCUACUUCAACACAAAGAACGGAGAACGCGAUUUGGGUCGGAUGCACUAUGCCCCUUCGGCAGCACUCGAAGCAGCAUUCUUGAGUGGAUUGGUAUCCAAAGCCAUGAUUCAAGUCGACAAGGAUCUGCCUCCGGAAUGGAAGCCUGCGAUCGAAGAAGGGUUUCGUACUGCUCGUUAUCUUGCUUGUCAAAACGGUCCCGUUCCAACCGAAAAUGGCUCCCUUCGAUACCCGCUUUUAAAGGGUGGGAAGGAGAUUAAACUUCAGGAUGCCACCAUCCCUAACACCCAGCUCGAUAAUUGGUCCAUUUUGACCUGGACCGUUGAAACGGAUGGGACAGCUGAACAGAAAAAUGAAGCAGACAUGUUCGCUGUGGGUACAAAGAUUGUCAAAGAAGGAAUUGAAACGGCACUAUCAACUGUCCCGAUAGCCAAGUUCGGCAAUCUAAUCACAGUCGAUAGAAGGGAGAUUGAAGAAUUUCAGAAAGUCUCAUACGGAAUGGAAGAAUAUCUCAAAGCUAAGCAGGACAAACCACUUUCCAUUGGUGUCUUUGGUGCACCAGGGUCUGGAAAGUCCUUUGUGAUUGAGCAGAUCAUCAAAGGAAUCACUCAAGGGAUGACCGAAAACGAAUCCGGCCGAUUUCCAGUCUUAAACUACAAUCUUUCACAGUUCCUAGACUACUCUAAUCUCCUGGUUGCCCUCCAGACCGUACGGGAUAAGACUGUAUCGGGUCAGAUUCCUAUUGUUUGUUUCGAUGAGUUUGACACGAUUUUGAAUGGAGAACUUGGAUGGGUCAAGUUCUUUCUGGCCCCUAUGCAAGACGGUAAAUUCUUCGACCAUGGCUAUAAGCGACCAAUUGGCCAAGCCAUUUUCAUUUUUAUCGGGGGUACUGCGCCCACGUUCGAGGAAUUUCAGAAUGACAAAAUUCAACUUAUUUCGGCCGCAACAACCAUUCCUAAAAGUCCAUUGCCUGGAGCUUCAACUCCGCUUCCUAUCAGCCUUGGUGGCCUCCCGCAAGACCCUUAUUCGCGGAGAAACAGUAUCCUGGAGGUGGAAGACGCUAAGGCUGCAAAGGCUGCUAGAGCUGUCAAAAAGCCGGAUUUUGUGAGCAGGUUGCAGCUGCAUCUUGAUAUCCAGGGAUACGACAAGCCUCCCGAGAAUCAAGAUAAGCCUUUCCAGGAUCACCACACAUAUAUGAUUCGAAGAGCGAUUUUCCUCCGUUCGAAGCUGGAAGAAAGGGCUUCAAAGCUGAAAGAAAGUGUUCCUGUUGUUGAUAAGUCUGUGCUCAAUGGUCUUCUCAAGAUUGAGAAGUAUAAGCAUGGAGCUCGUUCGAUCGAUAAUAUCAUCAACCGAAGCACAAUCACAGAAGGUCAGCUUAAUCGCAGCGCACUUCCUCCUGAUGAGGAGUUGGAUUUACAUUUGGAUAUGACGGAAUACAAAGGUCUAGUUGACGGAGAAACCAAGUCUCUAAUUGACGGAGUAACCAAGUCUCUAGUUGACGGAGAAACCAAGUCUAAUAAUAUAUUGUUGCCUGAGAUCGCCGUAAGAAUUCAGAGGAAGCCGGAAAUGUGA